AUGGCUACAGUAUCGGACUCGGAUCAAUCGUUGGAUUUAACCCUCACCCCAUGCGCCCUCUGCAAUCAAGUUUCAGAAGAAAAUGAAGGUAUGGUUCACUGUGAUUUUUGUAAAGGCUGGUUCCACUACCGUUGCGUCGGAGUGUCUGACGAUGUCAAGAAGGAAAAGAUGUGGUUCUGUAGCGCGGUAGCGUGUCAACAAGCAUAUUCGGAGUACCUGAAAAAACAAGAAGUUGCAGCGAAAAGGAAGAAAGCGAAAAAGGAUGAUGUAUCAGCUAAAUCGGACAGCAUCGCUCACACACUUGAAAAUCGGAUGAAGGAACUUGAACGACAAGAAAAGGCUAAGGAUGAUGAGCUGGAAAUAGAAACAGCUUUGCGGGUGCGAAAAUUAGCUCUGCAAAAGGCUCGUCGUAUGAAGCAGCUUGCAAUCGAAAAUGAUUUAAGGAAAAUGGAAUUGGAGCAGGAAGAAGAACUAAACGCCAAGGCCCUGAAAGAAAAAGAAGAUCAUUUAGCUAAAUUGGAAGAAAUGCGCGCAUCAUUUUCGUCGAAACUCACUGUAGUUCAAGGUAAAAUUGAUAAAAUGAAUGAUAGUUUGCACGAAACUAAGGAUGGAAUGAAACCAAAAGCGCAGAAACUAAAGCUUGAGAAAAAACCCAAGGCGCGUGCAAAAUUUGAUCAACAAAAUAGCGAUACUGAAUGGACCUCAUCCGGUGAUUCUAAAUGUACGGAUUCUUUAAGUGAGAGCAGCGAUACUGACAUUUCUACCGAAAUCGAAAAGGAGCCGAAAAACAUUAGGAAUGACAAAUCCAACGGGCUGGGGCCCCAACCCUCUCAGGCACAAUUGAUGGCCAGGAGUGGAAUAAGUCGGAAGUUACCUGUAUUCACAGGAAAAGCGGAAGAUUGGCCGCUGUUUAUAAGCAGUUUUAAUUCAUCUACCAUAGCUUGCGGCUACACUGAGGUUGAAAAUUUGGUGCGUUUGCAAGAAAGCAUACAAGGAGACGCGCUCGAAAAUGUUCGUGGUCAACUUUUAUUCCCCAAGUCAGUCCCAAAGGCGAUUAGAAAGCUGCGUCAACUGUACGGGCGUCCAGAACAGCUUCUUCGGUACUAUUUAGAUAAAGUUCGGCAAUUGGAAUCUCCUAAGGCUGACAAAUUACACACCUAUAUUCCCUUUGGUAAUACCGUUGAGCAAUUAUGUGAGCACUUGGAAGCCGCAGAAUUGAAAGAGCAUUUGUUGAAUCCGAUUCUUAUUCAAGACCUUGUCGACAAGCUUCCUGCCUGUGACAAACGAGAGUGGGUGCGUUAUAAAAAACGUAAACAAAGCGCAGACCUACGCGUUUUCAGUAAAUUCCUGUCCCGAAUUGUAGGCGAAGCAUGCGAAGCCAGUGUUUCAUUUAAUUCCAAAUCCGAUUCUAAGGUUUUCGGUAACGCGAGGAAUAAGGAGAAAGUAUUUAGUCAUGAUGUAGCUCAAGAAGAGGAACCUUGUGAAUUGCCAACUCGUGAUCUACCAGCGCGCGAUCAGUCCACUUCCAACCUGAAGCCGUGUAAAGUAUGCAAAAGCUCAAAUCACCGUCUUCGUGAUUGUCAAGAGUUUAAAGAAAUGAGUGUUUUACAACGAUUGGAAUUGGUUGAAAAGUGGAAACUAUGUCAUAUAUGCCUGAACGAUCACGGAAAAUCAUGGUGCAGAUUCAAGAUCAGAUGUGACAUUGGAGACUGUCAAGAACGACACAAUCCGCUGUUACAUAAAUCAAUUCGUAGAGUCGUCAUGAAUACACACUUCCGUUCAAACUCUUCAAUUCUAUUCCGCAUCAUUCCGGUCAUUUUACACUAUGGUCGAACAACCAUAAAAACAACAGCCUUUCUAGACGAUGGAUCGUCUGCAACACUGGUCGAGCAGUCAUUAGCUGACGAGCUAGGAGUUGUCGGUCAAAAGGAACCUCUAACCAUUACUUGGACAGCUGAUGUGUCACGCGUUGAAGAAAAUUCGAUGCGAAUGAAUCUCAAAAUAUCGUCUUGUGAUGAUAAUGAGCUUUGGUGUUUAAAUGGUACCCGCACGGUGAAUGAGUUGAAACUUCCAAAACAAUCCAUGUGCUUUGAGGAUCUAAUUGAAAAACAUGCCCAUCUCCGUGGUUUACCCAUUCAAUCCUACAGCGGAACCCGUCCAGGUUUGCUCAUAGGUCUCAAUAAUUUGCAUCUAAUGGCUCCACUGGAAACGAAAAUGGGUGACAUAGGAGAUCCUAUCGCAGUUCGAUCUAAACUUGGUUGGGCAAUUUAUGGUCCGGUUGGUAGGCAACAUUCUCAUAAUGAUUCCGAAUUUUUUGGCGUUCAUGUGGAAGUGAGCAACGAAGAGCUGCAUGACCUCAUAAAGUUACAAUACACCCUAGAGGAAGCUACUGUGUCGGUUGUGCGAGAAUCUCCAGAGGAUGUACGAGCUAGACAAAUUCUCGAGAAAACCACUAUUCGAGUUGGCGACAGGUUUGAAACGGGCCUUUUGUGGAAUACUGACGACCCGAAAUUCCCCGACAACUAUCAUAUGGCGGCACGACGAGCUAAACAGUUGGAACAUAGGCUGCUAAAAACUCCUGAACUGUUCGAAAAUGUAUGUCAGCAGAUAAAAGAUUAUCAGGAAAAGGACUACGCUUAUGAAGCUUCAUCAGAGGAAUUAGUUUCAUCAUCACCGAACAAAUCCUGGUAUCUUCCGCUAAACGUGGUCCUGAACCCUAAGAAACCAGGGAAAGUGCGUCUUGUGUGGGACGCAGCUGCCACCGUAUCCGGAGUAUCUUUAAACUCACAAUUACUCAAAGGCCCAGACAUGUUGGUGUCAUUACCAGCAGUCAUAAACAGAUUUAGAGAACGUCGAAUCGCGUUUGGUGCGGACAUACGCGAGAUGUACCACCAACUACAAAUUCGGAAGGAAGACCGACAGGCCCAGCGUUUCCUGUUUCGAAACGAUCAGAACGAAAGAUUCAAAACUUUUGUCAUGGACGUCGCGACUUUUGGCUCUACUUGCUCGCCCUGUUCAGCCCAGUUUGUGAAAAAUCGCAAUGCUGAAGAGUUUGUCAAACAGUACCCCGAAGCGGUGGCAGCCAUAAUUGGUAAUCACUACGUGGAUGACUACUAUGACAGUACUGAUACGGAAGAUCAGGCAGUAGAUCGAGCAUUGCAAGUAAAGUACAUCCAUUCAAAGGGAGGAUUCGAACUGCGAAACUGGGUGUCAAACGCCUACGAAGUUCUUAAACGCGUGGGAGAACCAAAAGCCGAGCAGAUCGUCCAUUUCAACCAAGAUAAAGUUUCUGAUACUGAACGUGUGUUAGGAAUUAUAUGGGAUCCAGAAGAGGAUGUUUUCUCCUUUUCCACUGAUCAUCGUGAAGACAUCAAAGAGUAUCUGGAGAACUUUAAAAAACCAACAAAACGAGUAGUAUUGAGUUGUGUGAUGGGGUUCUUUGAUCCGUUAGGACUUCUGGCGCCAUUUACCGUACAUGGCAAAACGCUGAUCCAGGACCUUUGGCGCAGUGGAUGCGACUGGGAUGAGGAAUUGAACAGUGAAUGUUUGGGUACUUGGAAGCGAUGGAUUGAUCUUCUUCCCCUGGUAAGAACUAUACGCAUUCCCAGAUGUUACCUUGGCGAAAUUCAAGAAUCGACCAAUAUUUCUGCUUGGCACUGGGUACCCAGUAAACAAAACAUAGCGGAUGCCCUGACAAAGUGGGGCCAAGGACCUCCACUUGAUUCGAACAGCGCCUGGUUUAACGGUCCGGAAUUUCUCUACGAACCCGCUGAUCAGUGGCCGAAACAAGAAUGUUCGACGGAUAUUGUGGAAGAUGAAUUGAAAUCCGUUUAUAUGUUAGUACACGAAGCAUGUUCAUCGAAGAAGGUGGUGAUUGUUGAUGACAUAUCAAGGUGGAAACACAUACUUCGCAUUACAGCUACAGUUUAUCGAUUUAUAUCUAACAUCAGAAGAAAGAGAGAAGGUCGACCUAUAUUGGUUACUAAAGCAACCGAAAAUCAAGCAAAAUUGAUUAAAGCCAAACUAGAAUCAAAACAGUGUCCGUUGCAAAGAGAAGAAUUGAUCAAGGCAGAAACAAUCCCUUGGCAACAAGCUCAAUACGAGGCAUUUCCAGAUGAAGUUCGAAUACUAAAAAAUAAUUCUAAACGAAAGGAAAACGAGUCCCUACAGCAACUGGAAAAGUUCAGCGUGUUGUAUAGAUUGACUCCAAUGAUCGAUGACAACGGUGUCGUGCGAAUGGGAGGUAGAAUGGAACAAGCCGAGCACAUUCCCUUUGACACCAAGUUUCCUAUUAUAUUACCUAAAGACAACGUUAUAACCACUAGAUUGUUACAGUUUGUCCACGAGCAGUGUGGACACGGGAAUAAAGAAACUGUUUACAACGAAGUCUGCCAAAAAUUUUGGAUUCCCAAGUUGCGAGUGGCCAUUCAACAUAUCAUGCGCGAAUGUAUGUGGUGCAAAGUCUACAGAUGCAAACCUGAAAUACCUCGAAUGGCCCCACUUCCGGUCCAACGACUCUCAGCAAAGCUUGGUCCCUUUAGUUCAGUGGGGAUCGAUCAUCUUGGUCCUUUGGAAGUUACUGUUGGCCGACGCAAAGAAAAAAGAUGGGUUGCAGUAUUCACCUGUUUGGCGGUGCGAGCAGUACAUAUGGAGAUCAUCUACAGUUUAUCGACCCAAUCAUGUUUAAUGGCUAUUCGACGAUUCAUCAGCAAGCGUGGAACACCCGAAGAGAUAUUUUCGGAUAAUGGUACCAACUUUUUGGGAAGCUGGAAUCAGAUGCUGAAGGUGAUCGAUUACGAAUGUGCUGAGAAAGUGACCAGUCCUAAAACAAAAUGGCAUUUCAUACCACCGGGCACCCCUCAUAUGGGGGGAUCGUGGGAGAGGAUGGUCCGGUCGGUGAAGGAAGCUCUGAAGGCGUUUAGUGAUGGACGAAAGUUGACGGACGAAAUCUUAAUUACAGCGCUAUCGGAGGCAGAAGAUCUGAUCAACUUUCGACCCCUCACAUACAAAUCUCAGGAAACAACGGGCUCGGAAGCGCUCACUCCCAAUCAUUUUCUUCGUGUUGUGAAACCUAUCGAUAUGGAAGGAGACGAAGUUGAGGUGGCAGAUGCUUUACGAGACAUCUACAAGAGAUGGUAG
Uranotaenia lowii is the source of this 5139-nucleotide messenger RNA. RefSeq lists its product as uncharacterized. NCBI's taxonomy places the organism in Eukaryota, Metazoa, Arthropoda, Insecta, Diptera, Culicidae. Gene Ontology annotation, biological process: DNA integration. The transcript has 2 exons. The record is from RefSeq and is a predicted model, not a curated record. Bases 1 to 5139 code for a protein of 1712 amino acids. Gene Ontology annotation, molecular function: nucleic acid binding.